Conger conger (European conger) is the source of this 4967-nucleotide messenger RNA. Its product is annotated as peptidyl-prolyl cis-trans isomerase FKBP1B. The coding region runs from base 2244 to 4511 and encodes 755 amino acids. Gene Ontology annotation, molecular function: metal ion binding; cobalamin binding; methylmalonyl-CoA mutase activity. NCBI's taxonomy places the organism in Eukaryota, Metazoa, Chordata, Actinopteri, Anguilliformes, Congridae. The record is from RefSeq and is a predicted model, not a curated record. The transcript has 13 exons. Gene Ontology annotation, cellular component: mitochondrion.
UCUAAAACAUACCUAAUAAAGUGCUCACUGAGUAAAUACAAGGUGUAAUAAGCACAAUUGGUCAUAUAAAUCUCUGUCAUUUAUGUUUCAUAUUUUAGAUAUUUUGUUGAUGCUCUUUCCUAGAGCAGGUUAUAAUUAGUGCACAAGAAAGCAAAUGCCAAGACAGAUCUGGGACGUACAGGUGCAGCAUAAAGAUGCUAGCAUAUGUUAUACGCUGCAGACUGUUCGUGUUUGGACAAUGACACAUUGUCUUGGCUCUGUACUCCCAUCAUAUUAGGUUUGAAAUAAAACAAUGAAUAUGAGGUUGAAGUACAGAAGGUCAGCUUUAAUUUGAGGGAAUUUAAAUCCAUAUUGAGUGAUCUGUGUAAGAAUUCCCUACAAGAAUUACAGGGGCAAGAAAAAUUGUGAACCCUUUAGAAUGACCUGCAUUUAAGUAUACCAAAUGACUAAAUGUAUACAUUUGCCUUGAAAUAUGAUCUGAUCUUCAUCUAAGUUACAAUAAUGUACAAACACAAUCUGUUUUAACACAGACAUUAUUGUAUUGUUCUUUGCCAAAUUGAAUGCAUCAUUCAAACAUUCACUGUAUAGGCUGGAAAAGGUAUGUGAACCCCUAGGCUAAUGACUUCAACAAAAGCUAAUUGGAGUCAGGAGCUAGCAAACCUGGAGUCCAAUCAAUAAAACAGAUUAGAGGUGUGGUUUAGAGCUACUUUCACUCAUAAAAAACACUAAAACAUUUGGUAUUCACAAGAAGCAUCUGCUGAUGUGAACCAUGCCCUGAAAAGAUCUCAGAAGUUUUUCUCAUAAAAGUUUUUAUAUUCAUCAGUCCAUAGUUGGACAAAUUGUCCAUAAUAGUUCUCUGACUACUCUCCUUAGAAGUGGGAGCCCAACCAAGAUGACUCAAUGCAGAAUGCACAAUGAGGUAAAAAAGAACCAUAGUCACAACUAAAGGCUUGAAGGAAUCAUUGGAACUAGUUAACAUUUCUAUUCAUGAGUCUGCCAUAUGCAGAAUAUUGAACAGGCGUGGACGGCACAGAGGGAGCCAUUGCUCAUCGCUGUGCGGCUGAAGUUUGCCAAAGAGCACCUUCACACUCCACAACGCUAGUGGGAAAAUGUUUUGAGGACUGAUGAAACUAAGGUUGACCUGUUCAGGAAGACCAUGCAGCACUAUGUAUGGCAUUAAAAGGGCACCAUAUCCCAACAUGAAAACUUAAUCCCAGCAGAGUACGGUGGAGGGAACAUCAUGCUCUGCUGCUGCUUUGCUGCUUCGAGGCCUGGACUGCUUGCCAUCAUCAAGGGGAAAUUAAUAACCAAGUUUAUCAAGGUGUUCUACAGGAUAACGUCAGCGUGGCUGUCCUCCAGCUGAAACUCAGUAGAAGUUGGUGAUGCAGCAGGACAAUGACCGUAAACAUUGAAGUAAAAAUACUACAGAAUGGGUUCAAAAAGAUGUGGGUUUUGAAAUAGCCCAGUCAGAACCCUUAACACAAUAGAGAUGCUGUGGAAUGACCUCCAGAGCUGUUCACACCAGACAUCCUAAGAAUAUGGUUGACCUGAAGCAGUUCUGUAAGGAAGAAUGAUAGAUACUGUGUUGGGAAGCAAAAAUCCACUGAGCUCAGCAAUAGCAAGUGACCUGGUAGACCAUUACAUUACAUUAUUGGUAUUUGGCAGACACUCUUACCCAGAGCGACAUACAGUUGAUUAGACUAAGCAGGAGACAGCCCACAUGUACGUAUCUUUAUGGUGUGAAUAUAUGCAAAUUUGCUAUUUUUUAUUCCACUGACAGUGGCAAAGACUACUAACUCAAAAUGAGUGAAAUCGCAUUUGAAAUAUAUGCACAGCAGGGUAGGAUUUUCUGCCAUUUCAAACCAAGGUCACACCUCCACCUGGUGGCGAAGAUGGAACGUUAUGUACGAUACAGCUAAACGAAUGCUAGUGGAGUGUUUGCGCUAUAAUAUUUUAUUGUAUGGUAGCUAUUCAGGUACGUAUUGAAAGUACAACAAUACCGGUGUUUCAUAUGAAUUCCUACUGAAGAUGGAAUAAUAUAAACGUUACGAAACAAAACAAAUACUUCCGGUUUCUUCUCGUUCAGAGAUCAAGGUUCAUGAAGCCCAUUUUCUGCUCUGUGAUUGGUGGACAGCCGGUGUGUUCGUAGGCGAUAGGUAGUUGGAUUUACACCUACUUCUUCACAAAUUCAUUCGGCAGUAAACAAACGCAAGGUGAGCAGAGUUGCAGGACGCCAGUUUGCUAUGCUAUCUGCACGGAGUGCCUACGCGGCCUCGGCUGCCAAGCAGCUGCUCCGGCCGGCUGGAGCUUCGCCUGUGUCGGACAGGCACCUGCGGCGACUCUGGACUGCACCUCCUUCGCGGCAGAAAGAGCUACACCCCACGUGGGCCGAGCUGGCCAAGAAACAGCUGAAAGGGAAGAACCCUGAAGAGCUGAUCUGGCACACCCCGGAGGGUAUAUCCAUCAAGCCGGUCUAUACUCGCUGUGACUCGGAGACGGUCCCUGAUGAACUACCGGGCGUAUUCCCCUUUACCCGCGGGCCCUAUCCCACUAUGUACACCUACAGGCCAUGGACCAUCAGGCAGUAUGCCGGCUUCAGCACCGUGGAGGAGAGCAACAAGUUUUACAGGGACAAUAUCAAAGCUGGGCAGCAGGGCCUCUCUGUGGCCUUUGACCUGGCCACUCACCGUGGUUACGACUCAGACAAUCCCAGGGUGCACGGCGACGUGGGCAUGGCGGGCGUGGCCAUCGACACGGUGGAGGACACCCGGCUUCUGUUCGACGGGAUCCCUCUGGAAAAGAUGUCUGUCUCCAUGACCAUGAACGGGGCAGUCAUCCCCAUUUUGGCCAUGUUCAUCGUGACGGGCGAGGAGCAGGGCGUGCCCCUCCAUCAGCUGACCGGCACCAUCCAGAACGACAUCCUGAAGGAGUUCAUGGUGCGGAACACCUAUAUCUUCCCGCCUGAGCCGUCCAUGCACGCCAUCGCGGACAUCUUUGCCUACACCUCCAAGCACAUGCCCAAGUUUAACUCCAUCUCCAUCAGCGGGUAUCACAUACAGGAGGCUGGCGCGGACGCCAUUCUGGAGCUGGCCUACACCAUCGCCAACGGCCUGGAGUACUGCCGCACCGGCUUGAAGGCUGGGCUCUCCAUCGACGAAUUCGCCCCCAGGCUCUCGUUCUUCUGGGGCAUCGGGAUGAACUUCUACAUGGAGAUCGCUAAGCUGAGGGCGGCCAGGCGGCUCUGGGCCUCUCUGAUCCAGGAGAAGUUUCAGCCCAAAAACCCCAAAUCCCUGCUGCUCCGCACCCACUGCCAGACCUCCGGGUGGUCCCUCACUGAGCAGGACCCCUACAACAAUGUGAUCCGCACAGUCAUCGAGGCGAUGGCAGCCGUGUUCGGGGGCACGCAGUCCCUGCACACCAACUCCUUCGACGAGGCGCUGGGUCUGCCCACCAUCAAGAGUGCCCGCAUCGCCCGCAACACGCAGAUCAUUGUGCAGGAGGAGUCCGGGAUCCCCAAAGUGGCCGACCCCUGGGGCGGGUCCCACAUGAUGGAGUCCCUCACCUCAGACGUUUACAACGCUGCACUCAAGUUCAUCACAGAGAUCGAGGAGAUGGGGGGCAUGGCACGGGCGGUAGCCGAGGGGAUCCCCAAACUCCGCAUCGAGGAGUGCGCUGCCCGUCGGCAGGCCCGCAUCGACUCCGGGUCGGAGGUCAUUGUCGGGGUGAACAAAUAUCGUCUGGAUAAGGAGGAGUCUGUGGAAGUCCUGGCGAUCGACAACACCGCGGUUCGCAACAAGCAGAUAGAGAAACUGAAGAGGGUGAGAGAAACGCGGGACAGCGAGAGGGCGCAGAGUUGUCUGUUGGCCAUUGAGGAGUGCGCUCGCACGCGCAGUGGAAACCUGUUGGGGCUAGCUGUGGAGGCAGCUCGGGCCAGGUGUUCGGUUGGGGAGAUCACAGACGCCAUGAAGGGGGUGUUCGGGGAGCACAAGGCCAGCACACGCAUGGUGAGCGGGGCGUACCGCAGCGAGUUCGGGGAGCACCAGGAGAUCUCCAGCGCCCUCCAGAGAGUUGCACAGUUUAAGAAGCAGGAGGGCAGGAACCCACGCCUCCUAGUGGCCAAGAUGGGACAGGACGGCCAUGACCGGGGGGCCAAAGUCAUCGCUACGGGAUUUGCUGACCUGGGGUUCGACGUGGACAUUGGACCCCUUUUCCAGACCCCUCUGGAGGUGGCCCAGCAGGCUGUGGACGCAGAUGUGCACUGUGUGGGGGUCAGCACGCUGGCUGCUGGACACAAGACCCUCGUCCCUGAGCUGAUCAGAGAGCUGCACAGCCUCCAGCGGCCCGACAUCCUGGUCAUCUGUGGAGGAGUAAUCCCCCCCCAGGAUUAUGAGUUCCUGUAUGAAAAGGGCGUCUGCAGCAUCUUUGGCCCCGGCACCCGCAUUCCCCAGGCGGCCGUCGAGGUGAUCGACAACAUCGAGAGGAGCCUGGAGAAAGGCCAGCAGACACUCUGACACCGCCGCCACCCCCCACUGACCCGCUGAAAGGAUCCUGCAUCACAACAUGCCUGCAGCCUUCGCUGUCUGUAGCCCUGACCCUUCACACACAAGACAUGCGCCUUUGAAUUCUGUCUGAUUUUUAUUUAUGUAGCAUCUUUUAAUGUAAAUCAACAUGAACUGAGUGAAAUGUAUUUCAAGCUGUUGAAUCUUUUUUGAUUUUGGCUCAUAAAUAUUUGGUGAAAUGGCUGCAGAUUAGGAUGAGGCCAAUGGCUGUUACAGACACUACCACUGUUAUAAUCACUGACACCAUGCCAGUGUUAGUUUUUGAUUGUCCAUUUCAGAAAAAAACCCCAAAAAAACACUUUAUCCAAUUUUUGUAUCCAAUUCCUCUUACUGUCUAGAGGGUGCAGGGCUUAUAUAAUAAUAAAAUAAAUUUCCAGAAACUUGUGAAUAAACAAUGGGUGUGUUUGA